Cervus elaphus (red deer) is the source of this 393-nucleotide messenger RNA. RefSeq names its product bolA family member 2B (gene BOLA2B). Bases 90 to 350 code for a protein of 86 amino acids. NCBI's taxonomy places the organism in Eukaryota, Metazoa, Chordata, Mammalia, Artiodactyla, Cervidae. The transcript has 3 exons. Gene Ontology annotation, biological process: intracellular iron ion homeostasis. The record is from RefSeq and is a predicted model, not a curated record. Gene Ontology annotation, molecular function: 2 iron, 2 sulfur cluster binding. Gene Ontology annotation, cellular component: nucleus; cytosol.
GUGGCGCCAGUAAGGGCGGAAGCAGUGUGGCUGGGGUCAGUGGUGGGGUUCCAUCCCCGCUGGGCUGCCGCCCUCGCUGGGCUGCCACAAUGGAACUCAGUGCCGAGUACCUCCGGGAGAAGCUGCAGCGGGACCUGGAAGCGGAGCACGUGGAAGUGGAGGACACGACUCCCAACCGUUGUGCGUCCAGCUUCCGAGUCCUUGUGGUGUCGGCCAAGUUCGAGGGGAAACCGCUGCUUCAGAGACACCGGCUUGUGAACACUUGCCUAGCCGAAGAGCUCCUGCACAUUCACGCUUUUGAGCAGAAAACCCUGACCCCAGAGCAGUGGGCCCGUGAGCAGCAGAAAUAAGGGACGCGGACCUGCACACCCAUUAAAUGAUGAAUCAGGGCCA